CGCAACAAGUCCCGCAACAGACACCAGGCCUCACUCUCCUUGCGCUGUGGCAGGACCACAAACUUACUAAUAGCAUCCGUUUCGGCCUCCGUCUCCUACUUGCCUCCUGCGCACAUCGACAGCCAACCCCACUACAUCCCACCUCCGCCAAUUGCAGCUGGGGCGCGCCAUGUACAUAUCGCCGCUGGAGCAGCAGCUCUGCCGCAACCUGCGCGAACUGCCUCGGCGGCACAACUACCGAUACACGCCAGAAGCAGAGCGUGAGCUGCGCGCCAUCCUCUUUCGCUCCCUCGCCGGCCACCCUGUCCAUAUCCCACUCUUCUUCCCUUCUGGACUACCCACCGGCCAGGACAAGCCGUGGAGCUUGCGCGACGCACAAGGCGCACUAGAAGGCGCAGAGUACACAGCUGCAGCAAAAGGAAAGCCGUGCGGCCACAUCUUCAAGAACGGCGAGGGCACGUAUCGCUGCAAGACAUGCACAGCCGAUGACACAUGCGUUCUCUGCGCGCGCUGCUUCGACGCUUCAGACCACGAGGGCCACCAGGUCUUUGUUAGUGUCUCACCUGGCAAUUCAGGCUGCUGCGACUGUGGCGACGAGGAGGCAUGGAUACGGCCCGUCCAUUGCAACAUACACUCGGCAGACACAGAGUCUAGCAACAAGACAGCUGGGAAAGCGAAAGAAGGCUCGUCAUUGCCGGACGACGUGCUCGAGAGCAUCCGCAUGACGAUUGCAAGAUCCCUCGACUACCUCAUCGAUGUCUUCUCCUGCUCUCCGGAACAACUGCGUCUGCCCAAGACCGAGGAAUCGGUCUUGCAGGACGAGCGCAACUCACGCCUUAGCUCGAAAUGGUAUGACCCCGGUGAUCAGGCUGAAGAAAACCAGGAAUACUGCUUGGUCCUCUGGAACGACGAGAAGCAUACUGUGACAGACGUUCAGGAGCAGGUUGCGCGGGCUUGCAAGCAGAAGCAGGCGUUUGGCCUCGCAAAGGCCCACGAAGUCAACGAUGUUGGUCGCAGUGCUGUCGUGUACAGAUCAGAUGUGAAGGAGCUCCUUCGUAUGGCUAAGAUUAUCGAGGAAAUCAAGUUGACCGUGACCAUCCGGUCUGCGCGAGAUACCUUCCGAGAGAUGAUGGGCGGCGCUAUCGUUGAGUGGAUUUCAGAUAUCGCCGGGUGCAGUGCGGGUGACGAUCAUCAGGUACUGCGACGCACCGUCUGUGAAGAGAUGCUGAAGCCAUGGCGCAUCGGGAGCGCAGCGUCCAACGAAACCAUCGGGAAAGACGGUCUAGACGAUCAUGAACUGGAGGACAGAGAGAACGAGGAGAGGAGUUUCUUCAGAGGACUCGUACCUAUCCAGAGACGGGCUCAGAUUAUACGGAUACGUGGGCAACGUCGGCAGCGUACACACGAUAGGACGGACGAUACAACAGCCUCAGAUGACGAUUUCGACGACGGCGAUGACGAGGGCGAGGGCACGGCUGAUGCCGGAGAAGAGAUGGAUAUUGAUGAAGUUGGCGCCCAGGACAAUGAUGGAGACGUAGAGAUGGAGGCGUUUGAGAGCGCAGACGAGGCCCUGGAAACAUCAGAGGCCACCAUGGCAGGGUAUCCUGCUCCACCUCCACCUCCUCCAGCCCCAUCGCAGUUUUCGGCAGGACAAAGAGCACAGCAUGAGCAGAGUGACACCCCUGCAGAAUCUGACAGCGAGCCUCUGGUCGGUGCACCAUCACUCAGUCGUGUUGAGCCUUUGAUGACAGUGCCUGGAACACCUCAUACACGAUCACUGCCACUGAGACCAUCUCGACCUCUGCAGCACUGGUUGGAGAAACCAGAAGGGUAUGGCAGAAGGCCUGGGACACCGGCUCACGAGGACCUUUGGCAACGCCUGCGUCUCGACCGCCUCAUCUUAUACGAUCUGCGCAUGUGGAAACAACUUCGAAUAGGCAUCCGCGACGUAUUCAUCAGCACUGUCGUGUCGAUUCCCGAAUUCAAGCGUCUGCUUGGCCUCCGCUUUGCUGGCGUAUACACCGGCUUGGCACAGCUCUUCCUUAUUGCCGAUCGAGAGCCAGACCAUUCAAUCAUCAACUUGUCCCUCCAGAUGUUGACAACGCCCUCCAUAACUUCGGAAGUGGUGGAGCGCGGCAACUUCCUCACGAACUUGCUCGCCAUUCUGUACACCUUCCUGACUACUCGUCAAGUCGGCUACCCAGCGAAUGUCGACCCGAAGGCUACCCUAGCUUUUGAGCAAGGCGCUGUGACAAAUCGACGGCUACAUCAUUUCUUCAUGGAUACAAAGUACCUCUUAGCAUCAGAGUUUGUGCAAGACAAGAUCCGCGAACAACCACGGUACCUUUCACAGUUCUUAGAUCUGGUCAAACUACACCAAGGUAUAUGUCCUAAUCAACGUGCUGUCGGCGAGCAUCUCGAGUUUGAAUCAGAAGCCUGGAUCAGCGCAUCACUCAUAACUAGAGAGAUCAACAAGCUAUGCCGACAUUUCGCAGAUUCGUUCAUCUGGAAGAAGGGGGAAGACGCCACAAACAUCUGCCGAGCUAUUCGAACCACAGCGGAAGUAGUGACUAUCAAUUCGUUGGGCGCUGAGCGCAAACGCUUCGAUCAAGCCGAGCUCAAAGACGAAACCAAGUUCAAGACUCUGGAAGUGUUCGAAUUUGAUGCAGAGCCAUCGAAACUCUUCGGUCCCAAGUACAAGGUCGUCGAUUAUGUUGUUGCAAAGGAGCACAUGAGCUUCCACCACGCUCUCCACUACACGCUGUCCUGGUUAAUCGAUCGGGCACGAAGCAUGUCGCCGGAUCAUGUACGGCAACUGCUUCUCUUCACUCGCGACGAACUGCAGAUCCGAUCCAACCCUGCCCUCAUCUCCUCACAUCAACCUGAAGACUACCUGCUUGCCGUCUUUGACUUUCCUCUUCGAGUGUGUGCAUGGUUAGCUCAGAUGCGGGCAGGUAUCUGGGUUAGAAAUGGCAUAACGUUACGACACCAGAUGAAUCAGUACAGGAGUGUUUCACAAAGGGACGUUUGCCAUCAGAGGGACCUCUUCCUCCUACAAUCUGCCCUGGUUUUGUGCAACCCUUCGGUGUUCUUGGCUUCAAUGAUCGAUCGUUUUGGACUGACAGGAUGGAUGACCGGAAAGUACGAAGCUAGUCAACAUGGCUUCGAAGACACCCAGGUUAUCGACGUGGUUGAAGACUUCGUACACCUCCUUAUCAUACUGCUCAGCGAUCGCACCUGCCUCGUUCCGGCGGAGGACAACAGCGAAUCGCACCUUGCUGCCAUGCGACGAGAUAUUGCGCAUGUUCUGUGCUUCAAGCCGCUCUCUUUCUCUGACAUGACGGCACGAUUGUCAGAUCGGAUACAGAACAUGGACGAGUUCCCUGAUGUUCUUCAUGAGAUGACACGAUUCCGAGCACCCGAAGGCUUGUCGGAUAGUGGCACCUUUGAGCUGAAAGAACAAUAUCUCGAACUGAUCGAUCCCUACGUCCACCAGUACAAUCGCAAUCAACGAGAAGAAGCCGAAACCAUCUUUAGGAAUUACAAAGCAAAGAAGACAGGAAAGCAAGCUAGCGACAUCGUUUUCGAGCCAAGUCUCCGACCAGUCACGUCCGGACUCUUCCAGAACAUCGCUGGCUUCACAAGGACACCACUCUUCGCUCAGGUUAUGUACUACCUCUUGGGUUAUGGUCUGAAGGCAACUGCCGCGACACCCAACAUACCUGACACGCGCGUGGAGACGUACAUUCAGUUUGUGCUACAACUGCUUCUCGUUGCCAUUCUCGAGGAUAAGUCUGAGCAACGCGUCUGGUCUGAGGAGAUGCCCGAUUCUUUUGUGGUUUCUGUACUCACAAAAUCGGCGAAUGUUGGCAUACCCGAGCGACCGACUAUCCUCUCGCUUCUGCUGGCUAUCCAGGAGAAGGAAGAGUACAAGAGUUGUGAGUCCAAGAUCGGUUUGAUUCUGCACCGACUGAAGCAGCGGCAACAACACAGAUUCAUUGUGGCAGCUGCAGCUCUCAAUGUCCCCACCGACAGGAUGGAUACUGCAUCUCCAGCAAGCUUUGGACUCGAGGAGAAAGAGCUGAAGAAGAAGCAGGCUUUGGAACGGCAAGCGAAGGUCAUGGCAGCCUUCAAGGAACAGCAAGGCAAGUUCAUGGCCAACCAAGACUUUGACUGGGGAGAAGAUGACUUCAGUGACUUGGAAGAUGAAGAUGGCGGCCUGGUCGAACAAGAAAAGACAUUCAAGUACCCCUCAGGGACCUGCAUCUUGUGUCAAGAGGAGACAAACGACCAGAAGCUCUACGGUACCUUCGGAUAUAUCUCAGAAAGUCGCAUACUUCGACAGACCGAUCUUCAAGACAACGAUUGGGUAGACGAGGUAACGCAGACCCCUACCAGCCUCGAUCGCUCGGCAGAUGAGGUUCGCCCAUUUGGUGUUUCUGGAAAGAAUAGACAAGUAGUCGAAAAGGUCAAUGCUGGGGGAGAACGUGUCGCGACAGAGAGGCAAACUCUUGGGAAAGGCUUUCCCCGUGCACAUGUCAAGUCAGGCCCAGUCUCCACUGGAUGUGGACACAUUAUGCACUACGCAUGCUUUGAGGUCUACCUUCAGGCGACUCAACGGAGGCACGUUGGUCAAAUUGCUAGGAACCACCCUGAACGUCCCGAGUUCAAAGAGUUCAUGUGCCCACUCUGCAAGGCUCUAGGCAACAUGUUCCUACCGAUCAUCUGGAAGCCGAAGAAGAUAUUGCACCCUGGUGCGCUGGAGACGACGGCAUCGUUCGACGAGUGGCUUGAGACCCAUGUUGCAACGAUGCACAAGAAUUUCGAGAACGACAGAGGCAAGGCUUCAGCAGGGGAACUCGGUCAAGAUCGAAAGAAGCUGUACGAUUACGGUCAACAGGGCUUCAUCCAGAACAUCGCAGGUCAUCUUCCGGACCUUGUCAGAGCACCCGUCUUUCCACCGCCCACGCAAGCAGCAACAGCCCCACUACAGCAACAUCGAUUCCAAAUCCCAGCGUUUUUAGGAGGAGGUUCACGAGAACCUGAACCUGAACCUAUCGCACCUGUCACACCAAUGACCGAGCUCUUCAAAGUGUACCAGCGACUGCGAGAUACUCUCAGUUCAAACGACAUUCCCUCUGCUUUUACACACCUGCCUGCGCCAGGAACCGACAUCGAGGACUUGACCCACACGGAUUCACUUGCCCAAGCUCUAGGUCACUCGAUCUCUGCGGUGGAGAUUGCCCAACGUGGCGUACAGUCGGACUUUGUCAGGGGCACAUUGAUUGAUAAGAUCUCUCCACAGACUUUGACCCACCUCCAGAUUUUGUCAGAGACUGUAUCGUCCUACGUUGCCAUCGGCAGUCUUGGGAACCAAGGAUCGAGUCUCACGGAGAUGGAGUAUCUCCGCACUCAGUAUGAGCAGAUCCGCCAACUGUUUGUUGGCCACCCUGGAGUGUUUGACCCUGAGGUGCUUCCUCUCGAUCUGAAGACCGUCACGCCUCUCUUGUGCCAGGACCCAUUUGUAUUCCUCACGCAAUGCGCAGCAGGCACCGUACCAGCCACAGGCCUCGACGUGCAUCACGUCUUGCGUCUGUCUUACUUGGCAGAGAUGGUGCGCGUUGUCCUGGCGUACACCAACCCCACAGAGGGCCACCAGAGUGCACCGCACUUUCAGCAGCCAGAGCGCUUCGUCAACUCAGAGAAAGUGAGCAACGGAUUCUUCUCCCCCGAUCAGGCGAAAAACCUCCUCUUCUUCGUCUGCGCCGUCUUCAACGUAGCAAGUAUGGAAGACUCUCCAGCAUCACUGGACAUCGACAACAUGCCCAUCCCCGAUCAGUUCAAAGACCCCAACUUCCUCUACUUCAUGCACACCAUGUUAUCCUCUUACGCCCUUCCUUUCAUCCGCAAAGCUGCAAUCCUCAUGCACGUCCGCUACGGCAUCGAGCUGCCCCCUACCCCAAUGGACCAGGUCGAUGAAUCCGAACUCUCCCGCCUCACCACGCUCCUGCGUCUCCCCACUCUCCACGACAUCUUCUCAUCCUUCGCCACCCGGUCCAACUCAGGUCACAUCACACGCUCCAUCGUCGGCGGCUGGGUGCGGCAUCUCUUGUGGGCCCAAGCAGGGAACCAGCCCCUGCGACCUACAAUCUCGCUUUCGCAUCCUGCCAUCUUCGAACUCGUCGGCCUGCCCAAGACGUAUGAUACGCUUACCGACGAGGCGAUACGCAGGAAGUGUCCGACGACAGGCAAAGAGCUUACGGAUCCGGCGCUGUGUCUGUUUUGCGGAGAGAUCAUGUGCUCCCAGGCUGUGUGCUGUAUGACAGGCAAAGGCCAGAGGGGCGGUUGUAACCAGCAUUUGGCCAAAUGCGGCGGCCAAAUCGGCAUCUUCAUCCACAUCCGCAAAUGCAUGGUUCUCUUCCUCAAUCGCAACCACGGCACCUGGGCCGUCGCGCCCUACCUCGAUAAACACGGUGAAGUGGAUCCCACGCUCAGACGACACCAUCAGCUGUUCCUCAAUCAGAAGAGGUACGAUGCCUUGCUCCGCAAGGUGUGGCUUGAGGGCGGCAUUCAGAGCCUCAUCGCACGGAAGCUUGAGGGCGAUAUAAAUAAUGGCGGGUGGGAGACUUUAUAGGGAGAUCUUUUGGGGAUGAAUUUGGGGGAGCGGAGGAGGUGGUAGGCGAUGCAAGAUGGAGAGCAGUGCAUCCUAAAGGCGUUUCAUGCUUAUGU
Macroventuria anomochaeta is the source of this 6729-nucleotide messenger RNA. RefSeq names its product RING finger domain-containing protein. Bases 170 to 6634 code for a protein of 2154 amino acids. The transcript has 2 exons. Gene Ontology annotation, cellular component: cytoplasm; ubiquitin ligase complex. NCBI's taxonomy places the organism in Eukaryota, Fungi, Ascomycota, Dothideomycetes, Pleosporales, Didymellaceae. Gene Ontology annotation, molecular function: ubiquitin protein ligase activity; zinc ion binding. The record is from RefSeq and is a predicted model, not a curated record. Gene Ontology annotation, biological process: protein ubiquitination; ubiquitin-dependent protein catabolic process via the N-end rule pathway.